This is a messenger RNA of Trichosurus vulpecula (common brushtail), 4452 nucleotides long. It is a transcript of the gene SEMA5B, whose product is annotated as semaphorin 5B. Bases 129 to 3416 code for a protein of 1095 amino acids. The transcript is spliced from 22 exons. Gene Ontology annotation, biological process: axon guidance; neural crest cell migration; axon extension. NCBI's taxonomy places the organism in Eukaryota, Metazoa, Chordata, Mammalia, Diprotodontia, Phalangeridae. The record is from RefSeq and is a predicted model, not a curated record. Gene Ontology annotation, molecular function: semaphorin receptor binding; chemorepellent activity.
UCUCUCUCCCCACCAAGGACCCAUGGAGGUUGUGACGAAACAGGCCAAGGCACACCCAAACAGAAGGCUCGUUGGCAUUCACAACUGGCAUUCUCCCCAGGCCGAGGCCGGCAGCUAGAGCAUCCAUCAUGGUCUUCCCCAGACCCCUGGCCAUCACUUUGUCCUUGUCAGGCCUCAUCCUGCUUGCAUUGCACCUGUCUACUUCCCACAAUGUGUCUGAUGCCCCCAGCAAUGAGCAGCAACUGUGCACCUUGAGGGAACACCCAACCAUAGCCUUCGAAGAUCUGAAGCCGUGGGUCUCUAACUUCACCUACCCUGGAGUUCAAGAUUUCUCCCAACUUGCUCUAGACCCUUCCAGGAACCAGCUCAUCGUGGGAGCCAGGAACUAUCUCUUCAGACUCAGCCUUACCAACGUCUCUCUCCUUCAGGCUACAGAGUGGAGCUCCAAUGAGGAAACACGCAAGUCCUGCCAAAGCAAAGGAAAGACUGAAGAGGAAUGUCAGAACUAUGUUCGGGUCUUGAUUGUGUCCGGCAGGAAGGUUUUCACGUGUGGCACCAAUGCUUUCUCUCCGGUGUGUUCCAGCAGACAGGCAGGGAACCUCAGCCGGACAAUUGAAAAGAUCAAUGGUGUGGCCCGAUGCCCCUAUGACCCCCGACACAACUCCACCGCAGUGAUCUCCGAGCAGGGUGAGCUGUAUGCUGCCACCGUCAUCGACUUCUCCGGCCGAGACCCCGCCAUCUACCGAAGCCUGGGCAGCGGCCCGCCUCUUCGCACUGCUCAGUAUAACUCCAAGUGGCUCAAUGAGCCGAACUUUGUAGCUGCUUAUGACAUCGGGCUCUUUGCCUACUUCUUCCUGCGUGAGAACGCCGUGGAGCACGAUUGCGGGCGCACCGUCUAUUCCCGUGUGGCCCGCGUGUGCAAGAAUGAUGUGGGUGGGCGCUUCCUGCUGGAGGACACAUGGACCACCUUCAUGAAGGCUCGGCUGAACUGCUCCCGCCCAGGGGAGAUCCCCUUCUACUACAAUGAACUCCAAAGCGCCUUCCACCUUCCUGAGCAGGACCUAGUCUAUGGCGUCUUCACCACCAAUGUAAAUAGCAUCGCUGCUUCUGCUGUCUGCGCCUUCAACCUCAGUGCCAUCUCCCAGGCCUUCAAUGGCCCCUUCCGCUACCAGGAGAAUCCAAGGGCUGCCUGGCUCCCCAUUGCCAACCCUAUCCCCAAUUUUCAGUGUGGGACCUUGCGAGAUGUUGGCCCCAAUGAGAACCUGACAGAGAGGAGUCUGCAGGAUGCCCAGCGUCUGUUCCUGAUGAGUGAGGUGGUUCAGCCUGUGACCCCAGACCCCUGUAUCACACAGGAUAGUGUCCGCUUCUCUCACUUGGUGGUGGAUCUCGUACAGGGCAAGGACACCCUCUACCAUGUGCUUUACAUUGGCACCGAGUCGGGCACAGUCCUCAAGGCGCUGUCCACAGCCAGCCGCAGCCUCCGGGGCUGCUACCUGGAGGAGCUGCAGGUGCUGCCUCCUGGGCGUCGGGAGCCUCUGCGUAGUCUACGCAUUCUUCACAGUGCCCGCGUGCUCUUUGUGGGGCUGAACGACGGGGUGUUGAGGAUCCCGCUGGAAAGGUGCGCCGCCUACCGCACCCAGGGGGAAUGCCUUGGGGCCCGGGACCCGUACUGUGGCUGGGAUGGGAAGCAACAGCGCUGCAGCACCCUGGAGGACAGCGCCAACAUGAGCCUCUGGAUUCAGAAUAUCACCACUUGUCCAGUGCGGAACCUGACGUGGGAUGGGGGCUUUGGGCCAUGGUCACCAUGGCAACCCUGCGAACAUGUGGAUGGAGAGAACUCGGGCUCCUGCCAGUGCCGAGCCCGAGCCUGUGACUCCCCCCGUCCCCGCUGUGGGGGACGGGCCUGUCCUGGACCUACCAUCCAUGUUGCCAACUGCUCCAGAAAUGGGGCAUGGACCCCAUGGUCAUCUUGGGCUUUGUGCAGCACCUCUUGUGGGAUUGGCUUCCAGGUCCGACAGCGGAGCUGCAGCAACCCUGCCCCCCGACAUGGGGGCCGAAUCUGUGUGGGCAAGAGCCGGGAGGAGCGGUUCUGCAAUGAGAAUAGCCCCUGCCCUGUCCCCAUCUUCUGGGCUACCUGGGGCUCCUGGAGCAAAUGCAGCAGCAACUGUGGGGGCGGAGUCCACUCCAGGCACCGAACCUGUGAAAAUGGGAAUUCCUGCCCAGGCUGUGGUGUGGAGUACAAGACGUGUAACCCUGAGAGCUGCCCAGAGGUACGAAGGAAUACUCCAUGGACACCAUGGCUCCCAGUGAAUGUGACCCAGGGAGGGGCCCGCCAAGAGCAGCGAUUCCGUUUCACAUGCCGGGCCCCACUCCCUGACCCUCACGGCCUUCAGUUUGGGAGGAAGAGGACGGAGACCCGCUCUUGCCCUGCAGAUGGCUCUGGAGCCUGCGACACUGAUGCCCUAGUGGAAGAUCUUCUACGGAGUGGAAAUAAUGCCCCCCAUGUGGUGAGUGGGGGCUGGGCAGCCUGGGGACCUUGGUCAUCCUGUUCUCGAGACUGUGAAUUAGGUUUCCGGACUCGGAAGAGAACCUGCACAAACCCAGAACCCCGAAAUGGGGGCCUGCCCUGUGUGGGGGAUGUCACCGAGUAUCAAGACUGCAACCCCCAGCCCUGCCCAGUUCGAGGUGCUUGGUCAUGCUGGACCCCAUGGUCCUCGUGCUCAGCCUCCUGUGGGGGAGGCCACUAUCAGCGAACACGUUCAUGCACCAGUCCUGCCCCCUCCCCUGGUGAAGAUAUCUGCAUUGGGUUGCACACAGAAGAAGCACUUUGUGCCACCCAAUCCUGCCCAGGUGGCUGGUCAUUGUGGGCCGAAUGGAGCGUGUGUGGUGAAGAUGGAACCCAGAGCCGGAGCCGUGACUGCGAAGAGCUUGACCCUGGGACCACCCCCUGCCUUGGCAAUAGCAGCCAGAUCCGGACCUGCCCAUAUAGUGAAAUCCCUGUGAUCCUACCUGCUUCCAGCAUCGACGAUGUCACCAGCUGUGGAGGGUUCAGCCUCAUCCAUUUGGUGGCUACUGGUGUUUCCUGCUUCUUGGGCUCGGGCCUCCUGACAUUUGCCGUCUACCUGUCCUGCCAACGCUGCCAACGGCAGACCCAGGAGUCCACACUCGUCCACCCCACCACCCCCAACCACCUGAACUAUAAGAGUGGGGGUGGGGGCACCCCCAAGAAUGAGAAGUACACACCCAUGGAGUUCAAGACACUGAACAAAAACAACUUAAUCCCUGAUGACAGGGCCAACUUCUACCCGCUGCAGCAGACCAACGUGUAUACAACGACCUACUACCCCAGCUCCCUGGGCAAACACAGCUUCCGACCAGAGGCCUCCCCAGGACAACGAUGCUUCACCAACAGCUGAUGAUACCGCCCCUCCGGGGGAUGGGCCUUCAGGCACCUAAACAUCCUGGGUACCUAACAGGGGUGGACGGUGCAAUGAGUUGGGUUUCUUCUUGGCCACCUGCACUGCCCUCUUGGGGCCCCGCCCGAUGAGCCCUGGGACUAGAAUACUCCCUCAGUGGGGAGGGGAAGGAGUCUGAAACUAGCGUGCUCUGGUUGGAGGUGACCGUGGGGGGAGAGGGUCAGCAUUUUGGCUGGCAAGGGGCUGCGACCUCCCAACUCAGCCCAGAGGUUUUGCAGCUGUUCCCCUUCCUCUCCUUACCUACUCACUACCAUCCAGCUACGUGCUGGACAAUGGACCCACUAAGGAUGUGAGGAAUUGGGGAGUUGAGAAUGGAAAGGUGGGAUAUUUUGAUUUGGCUGAAAUGACUUUUCCUCUGGCCAGUAUUGAAAAGAAUGGGCUGCAUCCUUAUCCAUAUUUCACUACAUCGGGAAACAGCCCCCACCCCCAGACACAACUAGUUCCAUUUUGGAAGGGAAAUGAAAAAAAUAAAUAUAUAUAUGUAUGUAUGUAUCCAAUGGCCCCAACAAUUUAGGUUUCUCAGCCUAGAGCUGGGCCACAAGGGACCGUAACCCAAGGUUGAGCCUCUGCUCAUGAGAUCAGCUAUCGGCCUCUGCCCGUGGACAUCCAUCUCACCGGAUCAGCAGUUUUUCUGAAGAUUACCGAAGACCAGGCCUUCCCAAGAGCUGAUCCGCCCUCUGGGAGACAGCCUGAUGCCCAGGUCCAGCAUGGGCCUUGGCCUUGCCUUUCUCUUGCCUUCUCCCAGUGUGGGAAGAUGGUGACGUAGAAGAAUAGAGGAAGGUUCCAGGCCUUGACCAAACAGGAUGCGGAUGGCCUCUCUGGGGAAUAUCUUCCAGUUGCUGCUCAUCGGAGUUUCAGGCUGAGUCCUGGGUAUCUCAGCCUAUUCUACAUCCUUUCAAAAUACACACGAUGAACCUGCUACAGCAGUGACAGUGACAGGCUGUAGCUUUGUUAAUUAAACAUUAUAUCCAGCCUA